Molecule: messenger RNA, 879 nt
Organism: Aureobasidium musti
Lineage: Eukaryota; Fungi; Ascomycota; Dothideomycetes; Dothideales; Saccotheciaceae
Source: the annotation of a GenBank genome assembly
AUGUCGCGUCCCGCUCCUGUCCGUCGCAAGUUCGAAGAGCUUCACCCGAGAGACAGAAAUGUCAAAACCAACCGCAGAACCCGCAUCGAAGCCAACUGGGGUUGUGCCGUUCAGGACUGCAUUCCAACCAAGAUCCGCCCUCGUGUCGAGCUCAAGAAGGGAGCCAAGAUUCGUGUCGGAGAUCUCCUCGGAGCUGAAGAGAUAUGGUGGAACUGGAGCGUCGAGCUUUUACGUGGUCUCGAAGAGCUGUCGACCAUGAUGGCUGGCAAGCUGGAAGUUGCUCAGGAGCUGAUGAUUCACGAGGUCCAGAAGCGUCAGGUCGAUCCCAAGAACCCUCAGAGAAGGGUUGCUGAACUUCUGCUUGGCGACAUUCAGCGUGUUGUCGACAAUGUCAAGCGCCACCAGGCCGAUGAGGCUGCAAAGGGCAACCAGCAGCAAGACGUCAACAUGAAGACCCUCGAGGNNGGGGAAGAUUAUGAGCCCGGUCCCAGCAUCAACGAACAGGAGGGACAGGCUCAGCCUCAGUCCCCUGAGUACACUGAGAAUGGUCUCUCCCCUGAUAACAUGACCUCGCCUACCCCUGCCUCUGCCUACGUUCAUGAUGGCACUCCCCAAAUCAAAGGCACCCACCAGGGCACUUACCAGACUAACGGCACUCGCAACAUGAAGUUGCUCAGCUCUACCGAACCCCCUACUCGUCCUGUCGGAGCACACGUGAUGAAGAGCACCCAGCAUCUCAACGAGAGCCUGCAGAUCGAUGUCACGGAGAUGCGUGGCCGCGCCGCACGCCUCCGUAGCCAGGCCAUGCGCCUUGAGGCCGAAGCCCUCGAACUUGAGUUUGUCGCUUCCGUCGCCAGAAAGGCACACAACACUUUGUGA